GAGUCAAUUGGGAUCAGUGGUAUGGUAUCUGUGAGACUUAGCAGUUGACUGAUUGUCCAAGAUGAGACCCCUAGUGAAGUUAUUCAUUGUGGUAUUAGUGGUUGUUCUAGUGGAUUCAGCAUCUAUUCUCAAAAAGGAGUCCUGUGUAAAUAAUCCUCUGAGCCCAGGAUGUGACGAUCGUAGGCAACAUCCAAGAUUGCCUGAAGAUGGCAUCAAAAUGGUAAAUGAGGACUUAACUCCUGAACAAACUCAAGAUUACUGGCUUGAUAUUGCCAAGUCUUUCGUAUCGGACCAAACCAAGAGGACCCUGAAUACCAAAACAGCAAAAAAUGUAAUUUUUUUCCUAGGAGAUGGUCUAGGAAUUACUACAAUUACAGCAGCUAGGAUGCUUCUUGGAGGUGAAGAGAAGAAGUUAUCUUUCGAAAAGUUCCCCUAUACUGGUUCUUCUAUGACCUACUGUGUGGACAAACAGGUAGCUGAUUCAGCGUGCACUGCUACGGCUUACCUAACUGGAGUCAAGGCAAACUACGGAACAACUGGAGUUAAUGCUAAGGUUCCUAGGUAUGAUUGCCUUGCUGGACAAGAUCGUUCCACCUUUACCACGUCCUUGGCUGAAUUGGCUCAGAGGAUGGGAAAAUCUACUGGUUUCGUAACCACAACUCGCGUAACCCAUGCUUCCCCAUCAGGUCUCUAUACUCACAUUGCAGAUCGUGACUGGGAAGAUGAUAGUGAAAUUGUGAAUGAGGGUUGCAAUCCCGAAGAUAUUGACGAUAUUGCUAAGCAAUUGAUAGAUGGGGAAGUAGGGAAGAAGUUCAAUGUGAUAAUGGGUGGUGGAAGAAGGCAUUUCCGUAAUAACACAGUCAUCGACGAGGAAGGAACUCGGGGUAGGCGUUUAGAUGGCAGGGACUUGGUACAAGACUGGUUAAGUGACACAUCCAAGACUAAUAGUAAAUACAUGUGGAAUAGGGAACAACUUCUAGCGUUGGAUACACAAGAAACUGAUCAUGUUCUUGGACUUUUUGAUCCGGCUCAUAUGCUGUACCAUUUGGAAGCCAAAGCCAAAGACAGGGAGGAUAUGGAGCCCACUUUACCGGAAAUGACACAGAAAGCUUUGGAAAUUGUUAAGAAAAAUCCAAAUGGUUUCUUUAUCUUUAUCGAGGGAGGAAAAAUCGACACAGCCCAUCAUGAUAAUUAUGUGAGAACAUCUUUGGAUGAAACUAUCGAGUUUCACAAGUCUAUAGCUUUAGCUAGGGAAAUGUUCAGUGAGGAAGAUACACUCAUCGUUGUAACUGCUGAUCACAGUCAUGCUGUUUCAAUGUCUGGAUACCCUAGUCGCAAGCACGAUAUCUUAGGAUAUAGUGGUAAUGCAAAUGAUGGAAAGCCCUACUAUACGAUGGGUUAUGCUAACGGUCCUGGUUACGAAAAACACGUAGUUCCCGGAGUUGGACGCGUCGAUCCUAGGACCCUUGACAUCAAUUCCUGGGACUUUGACUACGCCGUCACGGUUCCAAGGGAUUCAGAAACGCAUGGCGGAGAAGACGUUCCUGUCUACGCAUCUGGACCUUGGGCUCACUUGUUCACAGGCACUUACGAACAAAACGUCAUUCCGCACAUGAUCGCCUACGCUGCUGGUAUGAGCGGUGAUGGAUGGUUGACCAAAAGUAACACAGAAAGACAAGCCUAAUCUUAUUAAUCGGAAUGAAAGAUCAAAAUUAUUUAUUAAUAUCCAAUAGUUUCUGUACAUACUCUAAUAGACAUAUUGCUUGUUCAACUUUCAACAGACUUUAUUACCAAGAUAAAACAUGAUAUUUUAUUGCA
Phlebotomus papatasi is the source of this 1818-nucleotide messenger RNA. Its product is annotated as membrane-bound alkaline phosphatase-like. Lineage: Eukaryota; Metazoa; Arthropoda; Insecta; Diptera; Psychodidae. Gene Ontology annotation, biological process: dephosphorylation. The transcript has 2 exons. The coding region runs from base 62 to 1684 and encodes 540 amino acids. The record is from RefSeq and is a predicted model, not a curated record. Gene Ontology annotation, molecular function: alkaline phosphatase activity.